Messenger RNA from Dalotia coriaria, 1774 nucleotides. RefSeq names its product Phosphoinositide-dependent kinase 1 (gene Pdk1). Lineage: Eukaryota; Metazoa; Arthropoda; Insecta; Coleoptera; Staphylinidae. The coding region runs from base 252 to 1679 and encodes 475 amino acids. Gene Ontology annotation, biological process: peptidyl-serine phosphorylation; intracellular signal transduction. The transcript is spliced from 4 exons. Gene Ontology annotation, molecular function: protein serine/threonine kinase activity; ATP binding. The record is from RefSeq and is a predicted model, not a curated record.
GAUAUCACUUGCCACCGCAACGAUCAGCUGGUCAGCGUUCUUGCGGUUCUUCCGCAACGCGAAUGGUGUGUUAUGUUGGGUUUAUUCAUUGUUUGUUCUUCGUAAAUCGGUCGAAAAGUGUUCCAUUUGCCUGCAGUUGCAGAACUACCAACGAAAUGUUAUCAUUUACAUAGGAGUUGUUGCCUAGAAAGGUGAAAUUUCAGAGUGAAAGGUUGAUUGAUAGUAGGCCACGGCCAUUUGAAUUGGGAGAAAUGACGCCGGUACCUUCUGAUGAACCCGCAGCCAAAAAGAGGACUGCAUCUGACUACAAGUUUGGCAAAGUGAUUGGUGAAGGCAGCUUUAGUACUGUAUACCUUGCUAAAGACAUUCACACUAAUAAGGAAUUUGCAAUAAAAGUGCUCCAGAAACAACACAUUGUAAAAGAGAAGAAAAUGAACUAUGUGACACGCGAAAAGAACGCACUUUUAAAGCUCUCCAGUUGCAAUAGGUUAUUUGUGAGAUUGUACGCCACGUUUCAGGACGUGGAGCGUUUGUAUUUUGUCCUCAGCUAUGCCAAAUACAGCGACCUUUUGGCCCACAUCAACAGCUCCUUUUCAUUAGAAUGCUGCAAGUACUAUGCUGCUGAACUUCUCUUAGCAUUGGAGAUAUUAAAGUCGAAAAAUAUCAUACAUCGCGACCUCAAACCUGAAAACAUCCUGCUGGAUGAUAGCUGGCACAUAUUAUUAACUGAUUUUGGUAGUUCGAAAAUCAUCAGCGACACGCAGUCUCUAGAGACUUCUGAGGCGCCUGCUGAUAACCAGAGAAGAAAUAGUUUUGUUGGCACUGCACAGUUUGUCACCCCCGAGGUGCUCACGAGUGGAAGGGUCACCUAUGCGGUGGACCUGUGGGCGUUCGGUUGUAUACUCUUUCAGAUGAUAUCUGGAACGAUGCCAUUUACCGGACCAUCGGAUUACUUAAUUUUCAAGAAGAUUCUUGCGUUGAAUUAUGACUUUCCGGAGAAUUUUGAUCCGAUCGGGAAGGAUUUAAUUAACAAGUUGUUGGUACUGGACCCAAAUGAUCGAUUAGGCUUUGCUGACGAGCGCCCUUAUUCAAGCAUCCGUGAGCACGAAUUUUUCGCCGGAGUGAAUUGGGAUGAUCUAGGCGAGCCACCUUUAGGAAAAGAACGUCGCAAUAGUAAUGAGAGUCACAAUGCUCAGAUUUCUGAUGAAUUGGAACCCGGUUUUGAUGAUCGCAAGGCUGGUCGUUUGCAUUUGGAGAUGAUAGCGGCAACGCCCACUCGAAAAAAAUCAGAGGCGAAUCGAAAUAUUGCCGAUGUUGAUGCUACCGAGAAGGAUCGACGCCUAGCAUUACAACGCGGUGAUAAGUGGAACGAUUUAGUAAAGGGUAAUCUGAUUUUGAAACAGGGUUUGAUUGAAAAACGAAAAGGACUGUUUCCGAAGCGGAGGAUGCUUUUACUUACGCUUGGUCCGCAUUUGUACUACGUUGAUCCGGAUGCCAUGGUGCUCAAAGGUGAGAUUCCUUGGAGUGCUGAUCUUCGGCCGGAACCUAGGAAUUUCAAAACUUUUCAUGUGCAUACUCCUAAUAGGACUUAUUAUUUAGAAGAUCCAGAAGGCUAUGCACUGGAGUGGUGCAAAUGUAUUGACGAGGUAAAAGCAUUUUACUACUCAUCUACUAAAUAGAAACUUUGUAUGUUACGAACAGAAGAAAAGCACCUCCGAAAUUAUAACGAUUAUUAAAUUAACUAUUUAUUCUACAUUAUCCAUUUUUAAGUCAA